AAUUUUAGUCUUACGUCAUACAUUCAUAUAGUGGCAACGAAGUCUCUGCGAAAGCUCUCUUUCUCUUUCUCUCUCCUCUCCUCUCUCUCUCUCUCUUCCUUUUUAGCUCUCACCGCGUCUUCUCAGCUGCCCUUUUUCUUUCGUUGGCCUCAAUCACUCCUCUGAUUCACUCGGUUUCGUUCUCUGUUCUUCGCUUUCCCAAUCCAUGGCGGAGCGCGGAUCCUACGGUCUCAGCCCUCGACUAGAUAUGCAACAAUUACUAUCAGAGGCGCAACAUCGUUGGUUACGCCCAGCUGAAAUUUGUGAAAUUCUUUGUAACUAUCAAAAGUUUCAUAUUUCAUCAGAGCCCCCAAACAGGCCACCAAGUGGUUCACUUUUUCUUUUUGAUAGAAAGGUUUUAAGAUACUUUAGAAAGGAUGGACAUAAUUGGAGAAAGAAAAAAGAUGGAAAGACUGUGAAAGAGGCUCAUGAGAAGUUAAAGGUUGGAAGCAUUGAUGUGCUACAUUGCUACUAUGCUCAUGGAGAAGAGAAUGAAAAUUUUCAAAGGCGAUGCUAUUGGAUGCUUGAAGAGGAUUUGAUGCACAUAGUCUUUGUUCACUACUUGGAAGUAAAGGGAAAUAGGACAAAUAUUGGAGGCAUUAGAGAGAUUGAUGAGGUUUCACAAAGUCUCCGAGAAGGCAGCCCUCAGACUUCUAGUUCUUCCACAAGUCAUUAUAAAGCUCCUUCAGGCAGCACAGAUUACACAAGUCCAAGCAGUACUUUGACAUCGUUAUGUGAAGAUGCUGAUUCUGGGGAUAUUCACCGAGCAAGUUCUAGAUUGCAUUCAUAUUUAGAGUCACCACAGCUGCAACUUAAAAUGGAUAUGGGUUCUGUGCAUCCGAAUUCAAACCUUCGUGAAGGGCACUUAGGGCAGUCAUCAAUUCAUGGAGCAAAUUACGUUCCACACUUUCAGGGAGAUAGGCCUAACUAUAGUGAGCCAGCUACUUGUGCAACCGGCUAUCAAAACACACUUGGUUUGGGAUCAUGGGAAGAGAUCCUGGAACAAUGUACUACAGGUUUCAAUACUGUACCUUCUCAUGUAUCAGUGUCAACCAGCCAACCUGCAUGCACAGGAGUUGUACACGAACAAGAAAAUUUGGUUUCAGGCAGGCUCUUAGCUGGGGAAAGCAUUACCAAAGAGGAGCUUGGCAAUUCUCUAUCAAACUACUCAACUUGGCAGAUUUCACUCGAGGACAAUUUGUUGCCCCUCCCAAAAGGAUUGGUGGAACAGUCAUCAAAUUUGGAAAUGCCAUACGAUCUUGAGAACAUGCUAUUUGAAAAUAGUACUGCUGAUUCAAGUUUGACAUCAUCUCCUUAUCAGUUGGAUAGCCAUCUAGAUCAGCAAACGGAGAAUUCUACAGAAGGAAAUAUCAACUAUGCUUUCACUCUGAGACAACAGCUACUAGAUGGGGAAGAGGGUUUGAAGAAACUUGACAGCUUUUCUCGGUGGGUCACCAAGGAACUUGGGGAGGUAGAUGAUCUACAAAUGCAGUCCUCAUCUGGUAUCCCAUGGAGCACUGUUGAAAAUGUGGUUGAUGAUUCUUCAUUGAGUCCCUCUAUCUCCCAGGAUCAGCUCUUCAGCAUAAUUGAUUUUUCGCCAAAGUGGGGCUUCACAGACUCGCAACCGAAGGUUCUGAUUAUUGGAACUUUCUUGAAGAGUCGGCAAGAGGUAGAAAAAUACAAAUGGUCUUGUAUGUUUGGGGAGGAGGAGGGUCCUGCUGAGGGUUUAGCUGAUGGGAUUCUUUGUUGCUAUGCUCCACCACACACGGCUGGGCCAGUUCCAUUCUAUGUCACCUGUUCCAACAGGUUAGCUUGUAGUGAAGUUAGGGAAUUUGAUUAUAAGUGUGGUGCAACAAAGGAUUUAGAUAUUAGAGAUAUCUAUAAUGAUAACACAGUGGAAUUGCGUCUUCACAUGCGACUUGAGGGACUACUGCAUCUUGGAUCUGUCAACCCUACAAGCUUCUCCUUUAGAUCCACUGUGGAGAAACGAACGUUGAUAAGUAAAAUUAUAUCAUUAAAGGAGGAAGAGGAAAGUCACCAGAAGGUAGACCAGGCUGAUGAGAAGGAUUUAUCCCAAUAUAAGGUGAAAGAGCAUCUGUUUACUAAGCUGAUGAAAGAGAAACUUUAUUCGUGGCUACUCCAGAAAGCAACUGAAGAUGGUAAAGGGCCAAAUAUAUUAGAUGAUGAGGGGCAAGGUGUAUUACAUCUAGCAGCUGCUCUUGGUUACAAUUGGGCCAUAAAGCCCAUUGUCACCGCAGGAGUUAGCAUUAAUUUCCGUGAUAUUAAUGGGUGGACUGCCCUUCAUUGGGCAGCAUUCUAUGGCAGAGAGCACACAGUUGCAUUCCUUGUAUCUCAAGGAGCGGCCUCUGGAGCUGUGACUGAUCCGUCUCCCGAAUUUCCGCUGGGUAGAUCAGCAGCAGACUUAGCAUCUGUGAAUGGACACAAAGGAAUCUCUGGUUUCCUUGCAGAGUCUUCCCUGACAAGCCACCUCUCUUCCCUAUCAGUGAACGACUCAAAGGAAGAUGGAGGUGCAGAAAUCUCUGGAACAAAAGCUGUCCAAACUGUUUCAGAACGGAAAGCAACGCCUGUGACUUAUGGUGAAAUGCCGGAUGCACUGUCACUAAAGGAUUCACUUACUGCUGUACGUAAUGCCACACAAGCUGCUGAUCGUAUACAUCAGAUGUUCAGGAUGCAGUCGUUUGAGAGGAAACAAUUAAAUGAGUAUGAUGAUGAUGGAUGUGGAUUGUCAGAUGAGCGAGCUCUUUCACUAUUGGCUGGUAGGUCAAGGAAGUCUGGACAAAAUGAUAGACUAGCUCAUUCUGCUGCUGUACAAAUACAGAAGAAGUUCCGUGGUUGGAAGAAGAGAAAAGAAUUCCUGCUGAUUCGGCAAAGAAUUGUUAAAAUCCAGGCACAUGUAAGAGGACACCAGGUAAGGAAACAAUAUAGAGCUAUUGUUUGGUCGGUGGGGAUUCUGGACAAGGUUAUAUUACGUUGGAGACGUAAAGGGAGCGGUUUGCGGGGAUUUCGACCUGAUGCAAUUCCCAAGGAACCAAAGUUACCAAGCAUGCCCAUAAAAGAGGAUGAAUAUGAUUUCUUUAAGGAGGGGAGGAAACAAACCGAGGAAAGGUUACAAAAAGCGCUCACUAGGGUGAAGUCCAUGGUUCAAUAUCCCGAAGGACGUGCUCAGUAUCGCAGAGUGCUAAAUGUUGUACAAGGACUCCAGGAAACCAAGGUAACGGAUAUGGCUUUGAUCGAUUCAGAAGAAAUAGCGGAUGCUGAUGACGACGUGAUUAAAAUUGAUCAGUUCUUGGAUGAUGAUACUUUCAUGUCUAUAGCAUUUGAGUGAGGCUCUCCCACGUUACUCUGAUUAGCCUAACCUGUACAUAGAUGGGCUGGUGUCUAGUAAUUUUAAUGUCUUGCCUAAUCUUGUGUGUAAAUGUAACGUGUAAUCCAUUAACCGAAUUCAGUUCUUAAUGUUCCCGGCAGGUUUUUCAGGUUAAUAGGUCAGACUAGCAUCUUUAUUCCGAUUGCAAAUUUUAAGUAUGAUUGUAACUUUUCUUGUUUAUGCUUGGAGGACAAGGGAUGAGAUCAUGUCUAGUUUUUAAUUUUUCUUUAAAUGAAAGUAUAGUUUUCACUGUUAA
Morus notabilis is the source of this 3680-nucleotide messenger RNA. Its product is annotated as calmodulin-binding transcription activator 2. The transcript has 13 exons. Gene Ontology annotation, molecular function: double-stranded DNA binding; transcription coregulator activity; protein binding. NCBI's taxonomy places the organism in Eukaryota, Viridiplantae, Streptophyta, Magnoliopsida, Rosales, Moraceae. Gene Ontology annotation, biological process: regulation of transcription by RNA polymerase II. Bases 206 to 3385 code for a protein of 1059 amino acids. Gene Ontology annotation, cellular component: nucleus. The record is from RefSeq and is a predicted model, not a curated record.